AUGAAUUUAGUUGAUUUGAUUGCUUUCUUUAUUAUUGCCUUAGCAAAGGAUUUCCAUACUGCAGUUAAUUUCAUCAUUAUAUCAACAACAGUAUUCUGCCUUCUAAACUUCGUUGUUACAAAGAAAAUGAUACAAUUCCAACUAAUUACUCUUCUUCUCCCUUUCUUCAGGGUUUCGAAGACCAAAGAAGCUCCAAAGCUCAAGGCACUUAUAAGAUCCCUAGGACCACAUACUUUUGGCAUGUGUGUACUUCCAAUUGCACAAAUUCUUCUUUUGAUGUACAUUGUUCAAUGUUAUAUUACUAAGAAAGAUGCUACGUUCUUCCUCGCUAUACUAUUAAAUGGUAUUUGCAUUCAAGCAUCUCAAACUUUGAUUUCUCUGAAAUUAACAAUUGGAAAUCCAUUUGGAUUAUCACUAUUCUAA
Molecule: messenger RNA, 423 nt
Organism: Trichomonas vaginalis G3
Lineage: Eukaryota; Parabasalia; Trichomonadida; Trichomonadidae
Exons: 1
Coding region: 1-423 (140 amino acids)
Source: RefSeq, a predicted model, not a curated record